Messenger RNA from Cuscuta epithymum, 1406 nucleotides. The record is from the annotation of a GenBank genome assembly. Lineage: Eukaryota; Viridiplantae; Streptophyta; Magnoliopsida; Solanales; Convolvulaceae.
CCGCGCGCGCGAAAUCGAAACCUCCUCGUAUCUACUUUCAAGUUCCCGCCAUUGCUACCCUAUUGCACAUGUACAUCACUGCACCGUUGACUCAGCGAGGCAGAGAGCAGCCUCCACCAACCAGAAGACGCCGCCGCCUACCGCGCUCUGCCGGCUGCCCAAACCCGUCAGUCCGCCAAACGCCGCCCGCCCGCCUGCUGCACUGCCGCAGUGCCGCACCGACACGUCGUAUAAAUCCCCAAAUACCCGUCACUAUUCAUCAAGUCCAGUCGGAAAUGGAUCUCUUUGCCAAAAAGCUCGGCCUCUCUGAGAACAAGAUGCUCAUCCGUAAAGCUGCUGAGCUCCGACGUCAGGCCGAUAUCCAAUUCGAUUCAUCCGUUAUCGGCGUUGGUGAAGUAUGCAAAGCGAUCAUCUGCCUUGAAAUCGCCGCUUCUGGGAUGGGUGUGAUAUUUGAUCGGCAGGCUGCAAUCAAGUUGAGUGGAAUGACAGAAAAGGCUUACAAUAGAUCAUUCAAUUCAUUGCAGAGCGGCAUUGGAGUCAAGAGUAAGCUCGAUAUUCGCGAAUUGGCAAUUCAGUUUGGGUGCAUUAGGCUGAUACCUAUAGUUCAGAAAGGUCUAGCACUAUACAAAGACCGAUUUGUUACUUCACUGCCGCCUUCGCGUAGGCUAAGUGCAGAUUUCUCUAGGCCUGUCUUUACUGCUGUAGCAUUUUAUUUGAGUGCCAAAAAGCACAAGUUGAAGGUGGACAAGGUUAAGUUAAUUGAGAUCUGUGGUACUUCAGAUUCUGAAUUUGCAAGUGUUUCUACAUCCAUGAAGGACUUGUGCUUUGAUGUUUUUGGGAUAUCAAAGGAAAAGAAAGAUGCCAAAGAAAUCCAAGGCAACCGAGAGCUGCUUGAUGCUUUGCCUGAGAAGAGAAGGAUAGAGGAUGGUGGCUAUUCAUCUGACGAGGAUCAGUCUUGCUACAAGAGGCAAAAACUAAUGCACAAACAAGAAUAUGAGAAGUGGAAAUCUACGGUUGUGAACUCCAACCAUCCCUGCAAAUCUAAAGCUCCGUUGAAGCGCACCAAACAAGCCCGGCUAAACUUCCCGAAAAAGGUUUCAGAAACAGAAGUAGACGUGGCAUGACACACACGCAACAUGCUUGUAGGAAUUGUCAAAUGGAAUCAAAAUAUUUUGUGUUGAAGUAUAACAUGGUAGAGUAAUUUUAAAGAUUAAUCGAACAAAUUAAACUAGUUAAGGAAAGAAUAAAAUAUUCUCCACUAAAUCAUGGAGGGGAAAAGCACAUAUAUAAAGGCCUAAAGGGUAGCCUCUUGGAGGAUGCUUAUAUAACUUAAAGCUUUGGUGAAUUCAGCCAACCCUGGACCCUAAUAUAGAAACGGUUUGCUUAUCUUUGGAUUGUUAUUUCUG